Macroventuria anomochaeta is the source of this 528-nucleotide messenger RNA. RefSeq lists its product as uncharacterized. The record is from RefSeq and is a predicted model, not a curated record. The transcript has 2 exons. Bases 1 to 528 code for a protein of 175 amino acids. NCBI's taxonomy places the organism in Eukaryota, Fungi, Ascomycota, Dothideomycetes, Pleosporales, Didymellaceae.
AUGGUGAAGUCUCCGGACCCCGUGCUCAGAGUCGCACCACCCCUGCACAAACAGUGCAUAUCGAACGAACUUCUGGACAUCAGAUUGGCGGCUAUACGUAAAGCCAUAACAUCAGGGGAAGAUCCGAACGAACUUGGAGGCUGGAAGAAUCCUGGUGUCGGUCGUCCAUUGCAUUAUGCGCUAAACGACUCUGCGCAGCAUGAUUACACACAGCUGAAACAGAACCUUCCUGUCAUUGAGUUGCUACUCGAAGCAGGAGCAGACCCAAGGCUUCCAUCCCUGAAACCGGGGCGCCGGUCGCCAAUUGAGGAGCUCGAAGCGUGGUUCAGAGAGUACAAUAAGGGCGACCACUCAAAAUGGGCCCCAGAGGACCUUGAAUUGCAGCCGUUUUACGAAGCAGCGUUGCAGGCCAUGAAGAAGGCGGCGUUAGCGCUCGAUGCACAAGAUACUGCUUCGACUGCGCAAGCUCUGAGUGAGAAUGCGCCUAUUUUCUCUAGGUCCUGGUUCGAGAAAUUAAAGCUGUGGUAG